AUGGUUAAGAAGGUGAACUAUGGCCCAGGCUACGGGGCCCCGGGUGCCAGGCGACCGAUGCGGGACUUCUUCGCCGCCUGGCUAGCCACCCUCCGCUCGCCGCUCCUCCCUAUGCUCCGCCGCGCGCUCUCCUCCUCGACCGGCUCCUGGGACGACCCGCUCUCCUCCGCCGCCGCGGCCGUCGAGGCCCACUUCCAGGCACACUGGUCCACGCUCGACGCCGCCGCGCGCCAGGACCCCGCGCGGGUCGUCGCCUCGGGGGGCUGGCGCUCCCCGCUCGAGCUCCCCUUCCUGUGGCUUGGUGACGUCCACCCAUCCCUCCUCACCUCGCUCCUCCGCAUGCUCUCGCCCUCGCCGCGCCUCCUCGCCGCCGCCGACCGCGUCGACCGCCAGAUCCACGCCGCCGUCCCCGCCGUCUCCGACCGCCUCCGCCGAGCCCAGAAGGCCUUCGUGUUUUGGCGCCAGGGGCAUGGUGGGAGGUAG
Setaria italica (foxtail millet) is the source of this 483-nucleotide messenger RNA. RefSeq names its product protein INAPERTURATE POLLEN1-like. Lineage: Eukaryota; Viridiplantae; Streptophyta; Magnoliopsida; Poales; Poaceae. Gene Ontology annotation, molecular function: sequence-specific DNA binding. The coding region runs from base 1 to 483 and encodes 160 amino acids. The record is from RefSeq and is a predicted model, not a curated record. Gene Ontology annotation, biological process: DNA-templated transcription. The transcript is spliced from 2 exons.